Lactuca virosa is the source of this 807-nucleotide messenger RNA. Lineage: Eukaryota; Viridiplantae; Streptophyta; Magnoliopsida; Asterales; Asteraceae. The record is from the annotation of a GenBank genome assembly.
AUGGAUCCUUCUGAGUCAUAUAUGAGGCAAACAAAACUAGUUCAGGAUGAGAACCAAUUGUUGGAAAACAUUCUAAGAACGCUACUUCAAGAGCUCGUGUCAGCUGCAGUUCAAUCAGGGAAACAUACUAUGCAUUAUGGGGCAUCAAUUGAUGAUGGUGAUAACACAGAGGGGCAAGUACCUCGGCUUCUUGGGGGCAAGAUAUUCCAGCUUUUGGAAGAUUUGACAGAAAUGUCCACAAUGAGAAACUGUGAAGAUGUCUUUGGUUAUAUAGAAAGUAAGCAAGACAUCUUGGGUAAGCCAAAACUUUUUGCAAAGGGAAAGCUUGUAAUAUUAAGAACUUGCAGUCAACUUCUUCUUCGUCUUUCAAAGUCAAACGAUGUGUACUCUACUUCUUUCUCUGAUGACAUUAUUAUUUCUUUUGCAUGUACAACUGUCAAUAUUAAGGGAGUUUUCAAUGUUUCAAAUGAGACAAAGUAUCAGAAGCAAGCACCUGAUGGAAUUUCUAUAGACUUCAAGUUCUACCAAACAUUUUGGAGUUUGCAGGCUCCAGGGAAAAACGAAAAAGAUUUGCCUUCAGAAACGAUGGUUAGUCGGGACUUCAAAAGUUAAAUACGUGUAAAAUUUGACAAGUGAUAUUUUGUUUAUUAUUUUUUAAACAUUGUGAUAAAAUUGCUAUUUAUUAAAUGCAUAUUAGUACACACUUUUAUAGAUGAUAUUCUUAUCGGCUAAUAACACUCAUGAAGCUUACUUCCAACGAUCGUGGGAGCUGCAUUAGCAGAUAUUGCUUUUGAACAUUUUAAAGCU